AUGUGGAACGACGAAGAGGAUAACAACCCUUAUGGCGCAUUCGAUCGCCCAGACUCCCACCUUUCAGAGUCGCUGCACUCUGGCAAGGCCUCCCCUCCUCCAUAUGACCGCGAUCUCUCACCUGCUUCACGAGCAUCCUCGCAGCCACCAGACUACGUAUCGCGAUUGACAGUAGACACAGACGAAGAAGACGACGAUUAUGGCGUGCCGGCUGCGCCAGUGAUGGGCCGAAAGAAAAAGGGCGGUUACGAUAGCCGCAUCGAACAGAUCCUCUACGAGAACCCCGAGCUCCCGAUUCUGAUUACGGACGCGGGGAAGAACCAUGAGGGCGGCGGCGGGUAUAUUGUGUAUACAAUUCGGACGGGGGAUCUUGAAGUGCGCCGGCGAUACUCGGAGUUUGCUUCUCUUCGACAAACGCUUGUCAAUCUGCACCCCACCCUUGUGGUACCCCCGAUCCCAGAGAAACACACCAUGGCCGACUAUGCGGCAAAGCCGACAAAAGCAAAGGAAGACGUUGCUAUCAUUGAGCUGCGAAAGCGCAUGCUUAGUGUUUUCCUGAACCGGUGUCGGAGGAUGCAGGAAGUCCGUGAGGACGGCGUCUGGUGGCGUUUCCUGGAUCCUAAUGUCAGCUGGAACGAGGUCCUGCAUUCGCAUCCUGCCUCGUCAGUGCCGAAAAACAAUCUCAAGGCACCCCCGCUUGAUCCAGCCAACCCGACAGCAGCCCAUGGCUGGCUUCCUGUUCCCCCAGCUUCUGCCAAGUUGAAAUCCGCAGGUGGAAACACUGCUACUGGGACGCCGAGCUCACCGUCCGAGUACUCCCAGACACCGUCUACAGCUGCGCAUUCGACGCCAGGCGUGCAAGUCUUGGGCCGAUUUCCUCCGACGUCACGAACAUUAAGUGAGCAGGAUCUUGAUCCAUAUUUCAUCAACUUUGAAGCAUCGACACGCGAGCUAGAGCUGCUGCUUCAGGGCAACAUCGAAAAGGUCAACCGCCGCACGCUAUCACAUCUCUCCUCCCUCUCGGCCGAUCUCAUGGAACUCGGAGCGCGAUACAAUGGCUUCUCGUUGUCGGAGCAGAACCCGACGGUUGCUGCAGCAGUGGAACGUGUUGGACAGGCAGCCGACACAUCGUACAUCGAGACGGAAGAGCUGUCAUCAUCGCUUGGAGCCAACUUCGCGGAGCCCAUGCGGGAAAGUGCACAGUUUGCCAGCGUGGUUCGCAGCGUGCUGCGAUAUCGCGUUCUCAAACGGGUGCAGGAAGAGAUGACGCGAGACGAACUAUCAAAAAAGCACAGCCUGCUGGAGUCCCUCGAGAGGAGCGAGCAGGAAGCUAAGCGUAUUGACCAGUAUCUCAGCAAUAGUGUUAACCCCGCGUCCGUUGCGACUCGGCCAUCUCGGUCUACAUCUGCGUCUUCUGCAGCAAGUAGCAGCCAGGGAGACACCGACACCAGACGAGGCUCUGAAGAUACGGCAUCUGUAGACUCUGAUUUCCCGCCCACGCAUAGCGAAGGCACUUGGCAGCCGUCUGCCGGGCAGGGCACUCCCCAUCGUGAGACUGGUCCUCCUCCUGCUCCUUCUUCUGCUCACCGCAAGAGCCCGAGUGGGAAUUUUGUUGCGAACCGGAUAUUCGGACGCAUCAGCCAUGCCGUGCAUGGGUUUGUUGAUGUCGACCCUGAACGGUCGCGGCGGGACCAGAUUGGGAAAACCAAGGAAAGCCUGGUGCAGUUGGAGCAAGCCCUCGGGGUAUCUGAGAAAGACGUCAAGGACGCGAGCGCGGGUGUGUUGCAGGACCUGAAGAGGUUUCAAAAGGAAAAGGAAGAGGACCUCCGCCGCUACAUGGUCGCGUAUGCACGCUGCCAUCUCGACUGGGCACGCAAGAACCUGACAACAUGGACCGAGGCUCGCGAUGAGGUCGACAAGAUCGGAAGAAUUAUCGAGGUGACAAGUCCGGUGGUCCGUGGCCCUUGCGUGGAUCCUGCCCUUCGCCUCUCUCUCUUUUUUUCUCUCUCCCCUUCUAGCAGCAGUGACCCUCGACAUCUCUCGUCGUCUGCCUAUCUGCGCUCUACCUCAUCGACCACCGUGUUUUUACGAGCUGCCACGCGACGUGGGCAGCUCACCUUCACCACGUCUUCCUCGAAGCGCCGCAAGGUCGUCGAGCAGCCUCGCCCGCACUCGCCCGCGCCUGCCUCACGGACCAGGCCCGCAAACUCGGACAGAGACAGAGACAGACGUCACCACCGCCGCCGUUCGUCCACGACGACUGCUUCUCACAACUCCACCACCAACAACCUCCCCGUGAAAUCAUCCUCGUCGCCGUCUCCCCGUUACAUCCCUGCCCACCUGCAAGACGAGGUGCUCGGCGCUGGCCGGACACCACCAACAACCGCCCGCUCGCCUACCCCAGAGCCGUCGCCCGCUGCGGCUUGCGCUGGGCUCUCGCUCAACAGCGAUCCUCCCACCGACAUGUCCGGCUCUGAAAAGUCCGACGUGCGCUCGUCGUCGCCCGCUGUCAAACGCCGCAUGUCCGAGGUCGACCAGACCGCCGACGACGUUGACAUGGACUCUGGAGCAUCCGACCCCCAACAGCAGCGGCAGGAAACGCCCGACGGCGACUCGCGCCCUGCUCAGCGCCGUGCCACUUCGGUCGACAUGAUUGCCAGCGAGGGAGACGCCGAUAUGGCCAAUAACACUGCUUCGCCCAACAACUCUGACCCCGUUUACCCUACCCCGUCCAGUAUGGCGACAUACACUAAUUCGUCGUCCACAAAAGAAGUACCCACGCCCCACAAAGCCUUGGAACCCCCGUCGAUCGACGAACAGGUCAUGCGUGUGCUGGAACUCGCCCAAAGGUUCCCCGAGGACAAGCAAAAGGGUUACGUCCUGUCUUACAACUGGUUGAACCGCGUUCUCGCCCGAAGCACACAGGAGCCCGGCGGCAAAACGGUCGAUAAGAAAUUCGCCGAGGGCGAGAUUGGACCGGUCGAUAAUUCCGAUCUUGUUUUGGAUGUUGAUCCGAGCAGUGUCUUUGAGGAUGAAGCUGGGGAGCCGUUUGUACCCUUACGCCCGGGCCUGCAGAUGGGCGAGGAUUUUGAAAUCGUUCCCCAGACUGCGUGGGAUCUUAUUUUGGGCUGGUAUGGACAGGCGGAGCAGUCUCCGGCCAUCGUUCGAUAUGCACAUAAUACAAGCGACGGCGGUUCUCAGAAUAUCCAGUACGAGGUUUCACCGCCAAUCUACACCAUCCACAAGCUGCCGAGUUCAUCCAGUGGCUUUUCCCACCACACACUAAGGGACAAGAGCGCCCCGCCCGCCAAAUUCCUCGCUAGCAGACAGACCAACUUUCAGAAAUGGCUUACCAAGGCCAAGGAGCUCGCUCACAUCGACAUGGCAACCAAGGUCCGCGUUUGGAGGGUUCUUGACGGUUUGAGCAGCACGCAGACUUCGGGCUUUAUUACCCCCGUUCAUUCGAGAAGUAACUCGCCCGCGCCGGGGGCACAGCUAGUCGCAAAUGCCGGCAACAGUUUGGUCCUGGAUGUCAAUACAUUCGCUUCCCUUUCGGACACGCACCGGGAGCUGAUCGAAGAGGCCAAGGACCAAACACACAACGACAAAUACAACGGUAAGUCUACCCUCGACACAUUUGGACUCGGAGACAACGCCGUUUUGGUCCUGGAAGAACAGAUCGGCGGCCCUGGUGGAGGAGAGUGGGUGUCUGACGCCUCCAAGUCUACUCUGAACCGUCUCUCCAUCCCUAGUGGUAAUAAACCUGGCACCGCCAAGGUCAAGUCCAAAGCCCUCACUACCAGCGGAAGAACAACGCCUACGUCUGAGCCGAUUCGAGGGAGGAAGAAAGACGGCCGGCCUAAGGGGAACACUGGAUUUACCAAUUUGGGAAAUACAUGUUACAUGGCCUCGGCACUGCAAUGUGUUCGAAGUGUUGAAGAGCUAAGCUACUACUUUUUGAAUAACUACCAUAAAAAAGACCUCAACCCUAGCAACCCUUUGGCCCACAAUGGAGAUGUUGCCAAGGCAUAUUCUAACCUACUACAUGCCGUCUACGACGAGGGUCCGGCUUCAUUCUCGCCCAAACAGUUUAAAAAUACAAUCGGACGGUACGGGCCCGCCUUUUCUGGCUAUGGUCAGCAGGAUUCUCAGGAGUUUCUUCUUUUCCUCCUCGAUGGUCUUCAUGAAGAUCUUAACCGGAUUAUGAAGAAGCCCUACAUUGAAAAGCCAGACUCGACUGACGAGAUGGUGAACAACCCAGCCGCCUUGAAGGAGUUUGCAGAUAAAUGUUGGGACAUUUACAAGGCUCGCAACGAUUCGGUUGUUACUGAUUUGUUUGCCGGAAUGUACAAGUCGACCCUGGUGUGCCCGAGUUGUGACAAAGUUAGCAUCAUAUUCGACCCCUUUAACAACCUGACUCUUCAGCUUCCUGUUGAGAAUCUGUGGACAAAGGACAUUUUCUAUUUUCCCUUUCACAAAGCUCCUAUGCUUCUCGACAUUGAAAUUGACAAGAACGCCAGCAUCAAAGCCCUCAAGGAGCUUGUAGCAUCAAAGACUGGAGCAGACCCGCAGAAACUUAUCAUGGCGGAAAUUUACAAGGAAAAGUUUUACAAGUUAUUCGACAAUACCAGCACCGUCGCGGACAGCAAUAUCAGUUCGUCGGACGAUAUUGCCAUUUUCGAGGUGGAAAUGGUGCCAACUAAUUAUAACCCGGACCGACCCAAGAAGACGUCUUACUACACGUCGUUUAGCAACAUGGACCACGAGGAUAUUCCCAAGAUCGAUUCUCCUCGCGCCGAGAAGCUCCUUGUGCCUAUUUUUAACCGUGUCCACCGACCAAACACGCGCUUUGGGUCUCGACAGACGUUCGGUGCGCCGUCUUUUGUCGUCAUUACUCGCGAAGAGGCUCUUGAUUACGAUACUGUUCUUCUCAAGGUGUUGCAAGAGGUUGCCACUUUGACGACACGAGACUUUCUCAACGAAGAUGCAGGCGAAGACGAGUCGAUUGAUUCGGACGCUGUCAUCAUGGACGCAGAUGAUGCCGACUCGGACGACAAAGUCAAGGCUGCGUCUGUACAAAGCGAGGAUGGUCUCGUCGACGUGUCCAUGGAAGAUGCUGCUCCUAGCGCGGCACGACCUGACACGACAAAAACACGAAAGACGUUGCCAUCGCGCUUCCGCCAUCUUUUUGAAAUGAGAGUUGUCAAGUCAAAGAAUGAAGUUAUUCCGUUGGGUUUCUCGUCGGUGGACGAUAACUCAAACUAUAUGUUGAUGUCAACACGGAUACCGAAACAAAAGGCAAAGCCCACUGUGCGGAAAGCCGAGAAGCGAAAUGCCUUUAAAAACAGCCCGGACAGCCCAGUCAGCAGCGAUGAUGAGAUAAACACGAUCCAGGCACCGACAACGAAACGGCAUUCUCGGAUCAGCACGAGUUCUGGCGAGUCGGCGCGAUUCCUAGCAGCGGACAGCGAGUCUGAUGACGACAUUCAAGCAGUACCUCAAGAGGUUGAAGUACCCAAAGUUUCGUAUAUUCGGCCGGGUGAGGGUAUUGUUCUGGACUGGAAAGAGACGAGCUAUGAUGGAAUGUUUGGUGCAGACGCCAAGAGUCGCGACGAGCUGCGCGGUGCGCCAACGUGGACGAAUGUAGAGCAUUUGCCAGACGAAGACCUGGCCAAGAGGCGGGCACAACGGGCCAGUCGAAGAAAGAGGGGUCUGACACUGGAUCAGUGUCUGGAUGAGUUUGGCCGCGAGGAAAUUUUGUCGGAGAAUGACGCGUGGUAUUGCCCGCGGUGCAAGGAGCAUCGGCGCGCGAGCAAGAAAUUUGAGCUGUGGAAGGCACCAGACAUUUUGGUUAUUCACCUCAAGAGAUUUAGUGCGAGCCGAGGGUUUAGGGAUAAAAUCGACGAGCUGGUAGACUUCCCGAUCGAGGGGCUGGAUCUCAACGGUCGGAUCGCAUCAGCGGCGCCGGAGGAGAAUCAGAUCUACGAUCUUUUUGCAGUGGACAACCAUUACGGCGGCCUUGGGGGCGGGCACUACACAGCAUAUGCGAAGAAUUUUCUGACUGAUGAGUGGAAUGAAUACAAUGACUCCCAUGUAUCUAAAGCAAUCAAUCCGGCCAAGGCCAUCUCGACAGCGGCAUAUCUGUUGUUCUACCGGCGACGAUCAGAGCACCCGCUGGGCGGCAAAGAACUACAGGAAAUCACUGAGAGUUCGGUGCGAGCCGACUCUGACGGGCAAGAAGAUGAAUCGGGGUCCCCUUUGGGGGAAGGCCGGCGCCUCGUCGACUCCUCCCGCAAUGGGUCUACGAGCGCCUUAGUCGGAGUCGGAGCAGCUCACCAAGCGGGAGAUGGUGGUUUGCGAUCCGGGCUGCGAGUGAAGAGCGUGGAGGUUGAGGCGAGCGACGAAGAUGAGGAAGAGUUGCCGCCGUACGAGCAGCGCAUGGAUCUCGAGUCGUCGAGUUUUCCGCGCGACCAGCCUGCGUGGUCGUUUGACCGGCUGUCAGGGAGCAAUGAUUUUGACGAUAACGACAGCGACAGCAGCAAUAAAGCUGUGGGUGGAGGCGACAUGAGCGAUCUGGAGCAGUUUGUCGAGGGCGACAACUCUACGACCAACUUUCACAGCGUCCCGGCAGACGAGGAUGAGGAUCUGCCUGUGGUUGAGCUGCGGGUGGGCGACAAUGAAUAA
This is a messenger RNA of Talaromyces rugulosus, 6684 nucleotides long. RefSeq lists its product as uncharacterized. Lineage: Eukaryota; Fungi; Ascomycota; Eurotiomycetes; Eurotiales; Trichocomaceae. Gene Ontology annotation, biological process: retrograde transport, endosome to Golgi; protein deubiquitination. The record is from RefSeq and is a predicted model, not a curated record. Gene Ontology annotation, molecular function: cysteine-type deubiquitinase activity; phosphatidylinositol binding. The transcript has 9 exons. Bases 1 to 6684 code for a protein of 2227 amino acids.